GUAAAGUAAACACAUUGUUUUUAUUGUCAUUUCGGUGCAUGCCGUUUGGCAACACUAUCCAAAAAUACAGAAGAUUUAGUUAAAAAUAACUUUGGCGGCGUCCACAAUAAUUCCUCCCACAACAGAUUAGUCGAGUUGGAUGAGUUGACCAAAAUAAACGGUCCGAGAUACUCCACCGCUUGACACCCGAGUCACUUAAAAAUUAUUGUCACUCUGCGCCCAAGAAGUGAUUUAGAGCACCGUUUUUUUUUGAGUGUGUGAAAAUCGCAAAAUGAGUAGACACUCUAGGAGAAAGAGCAAAUCGUCAAAAAGGCGAUCGUCACAAUCGACAGCAUCGUCAUCUGAAAAUAUGGACCUUCUGGAUAUAAUUGACGAUGGACCAAUUUUUGACGUGAAAACGUCGAAAGUCAUGGGAAGAUACAUGAUUUCAAGGAAAAAUCUAAAACCGGGUGAUAUAAUUUUAAACGAGGCGCCAAUAGUCGUCGGACCUUGUGCAGGUUGCAAGGUACAAUGUCUAGGUUGUUAUAAACCACUUGAGUCAUCAACUCUAUAUAUCAAGUGUAAAGAGUGUGGUUGGCCUCUGUGUUCUACAAAAUGUAAGGGAUUGAGGAAAAAGUAUGGCCAUACAGAGAUCGAAUGUGCCAUACUCAAAACUACUAAAUCUGCACAGUUUCUCAAUUAUCACGAAAUGGAAAAACUGCGCACUAAUUUCAAUGCUAUCGUUCCUUUGAGAUGUCUUUUGCUGAAGGAUACAGAUCCUAAAGCUUACGAGAAUUUGAUGACAAUGGAAACGCAUAAUGAAAUUAGAAGAAACAUUCCAGAAUUGUGGAACAGUGACCAAAAUACUGUAGUUAAUAGAAUUAGAAACGACUGGGGCUUGAAAGAAUAUACAGAAGAAGAAAUACAUAGCAUAUGUGGCAUUUUGGAAGUGAAUUCUUUCGAAAUCGGCCAGCAGGGUAUUAAUAUCAGAGGACUUUACCCGACUGCGUUCUUAAUGUCACAUGAUUGUGUUCCAAAUACCAAUCAUAUUGACGAAGAAAAUACAUUUAGGCUAACAGUUCGAGCAUCUACAAGAAUAGCUCCUGGUCAGAUGAUCACUUUGAGUUACGCCUACACUCUUCAAAGCACGCUAAAGCGAAGAGAACACCUUCUCGAAAAUAAAUUCUUCGAGUGCCAAUGCAGUAGGUGUGCUGAUCCUACAGAACUAGGAACUUAUAGCGGAGCCCUCAUUUGUCCCAAAUGUCGAACUGGGUGCGUUCUUUCUACUGAUCCUCUAAACGCGGAAGCUGAUUGGAAAUGUACGAACGUAGGCAAGUGUCCAGGUUACAAAAUUACAUCUAGGUCUAUGCAACUACUAACAGACAAAAUAUCUCAAGAACUUGAAAACCUAGACUGCAGUGAUAUAAUUGGCAUGGAAACCUUUCUAGAAAAAUAUCGCAAUGUUCUUCAUCCUACUCACUAUUUAAACUUAAGCGUGAAAUUGUCACUAAGCCAACUAUAUGGAAGAGCCAAUGGUUAUCUCAUUGAUGAACUCAGUGAAGAUUUACUUGCCCGCAAACAAGAAAUUUGCGAAGAAAUUAUGAAAAUUUUCAACAUCAUUGAGCCAGGAUACACCAGAUUAAGAGGGGUUACUCUUUACGAGAUGCACGCUCCUUUGAUGAUCCUUUUAACCAGGCAAUUUGAGACACAUUGCACGAAAAGUGAAUUGCGAAGCAGGUUGAAGAAAAUUUUGAAAUGUUUAGAGGAAGCUAGCUUAAUUUUUAGUUAUGAACCUGAAAAUUCUCCUGAGGGAAUGAUGGGAGUGGCCGCUAAAGAUGCUCUAGUAAAAAUUAAAGAUUGGGAGAAAAUUUUAGGGAAGUUUUAGAUAUAUAAUUAUUUUAAUGUUGUUAAUUGUGAUGAAAAAGUAGCUGUACAGUAAUAUAUUUAUACCGUUUUUGUCAGUUUUGUUUUCUAUAAUUGUAACUUCAUGAUAAUUAAAUAGCUUUUGUCUUGUUUAUUUUUUAUAACUGUUAUUUUAUACUUGAUAUUAUAAUAGAUAGUGUUCGAUAUGCUGUAAUUUUAUAGGAAAAUGAGAUUAAAUUUUUUGAUUUGAAAAAUAUACAUUCUUAGUGAAAA
Messenger RNA from Zophobas morio, 2115 nucleotides. It is a transcript of the gene SmydA-4, whose product is annotated as SET domain-containing protein SmydA-8. Bases 272 to 1864 code for a protein of 530 amino acids. The record is from RefSeq and is a predicted model, not a curated record. Lineage: Eukaryota; Metazoa; Arthropoda; Insecta; Coleoptera; Tenebrionidae. The transcript is spliced from 4 exons. Gene Ontology annotation, molecular function: protein binding.